This is a messenger RNA of Acanthosepion pharaonis, 633 nucleotides long. NCBI's taxonomy places the organism in Eukaryota, Metazoa, Mollusca, Cephalopoda, Sepiida, Sepiidae. The record is from the annotation of a GenBank genome assembly.
AUGUCUCCCUUCAUUUCUUAUUUUAUUUUUUUUUUUCCCUUGUUCUUUCGCCUCCUUUUAUUUUCUUGUUUUUCCUCAUUUUCAUUGCUCCCUUUCUUUUCUUGUCAUCAUUCAUUUCUAUUUAGGUUUUAUCAUUUUCAUUGGUCUCUCUUCCUUUUUAAAUGUUCUCAUCCUUGUUCCAUCAACUUUCAUCUUUCUCUUAUCCUCAUUUCUUUAUCUUUCUUUCAUUCCUUUUUGUAUUUCAAUACUUCGUUCAAGCCGCUAAGGAAAAAUUAUAUUUCCUUUGUCUUUCCUUUCUCUCACUUUCUUUCAUUUUUCCUUCCUUCCUUAUGUUCUCUUUUUUUCAUGGUGUCUUUUCCUUUCUUUUCUAAUCAUUCACUUUCCCGGCUCUUUUCCUUCAGUUAUUUUGCAGUCUUUCAUUUUCUUUCAUUCUUUUUAACAUCAUUUUAUACCUUAUGCAUUUUUUUCUUUCUUCAUUAUUUUUUCUUCCUCUGCUUUUCUAUGUUUCUUUAUUUUUUUUUAGUUUCCUCAUUCCUUUUACAUUUUUUUUCCUCUGACUUUCUUUGUUUUUUUUUAUGCUUUCAAAUCAUUCUUCAUUCACAUUUUACUUCCUUUCCUUACAGCCUUACUUAA